GAUAGUUAUCAAAUGCAAAAAAAAACUCCCUGAACCCCAAAAUGGGGGAAAGAAUGGAUGCCCUUUCCAAGAAGAGCUGUUCGGAACCACUUGCACUCUCUUCUGUGAUGUUGGUUUCAAACCGGCUAACGAAAGUGACCCUCUUCAACGUACCUGUGCUGCAAAUGAACAGAACAUAGGCUACUGGGAAGGCGGUGGAACAAUCACAUGUACAGAAGUGACUUGCGACCCACUAUCUGUUCCGGUCAAUGGUGAAAUCAUAUCAUGUACAAUUAUGGAUGCAUCAAGCACCAACGUCAGUAAUAUACAACAAUAUAACACAAUCUGCAAAUCAUCCUGCAAUCUUGGCUACACUCCACAGUACAGCAUCACUCGUAGAUGUAUGGAAGAUGGAUCAUGGGAUGGCAUUAAUCAGCUCUGCCAAGAUGUAACUGACCCGGAAGUUACGUGUCCUUCAGAUCAGAUUCUUUAUGCAGACUUCAACCAGCUGGAGGCAACAUUUCUUGCUGACAAAUGGGAGCCUGUUCAGGCCACAGAUGCUGGAGAUACUUUGACAGCAGAAUUAUUCAAGGUGGAUUCAAACUUGGUGUUUGGUAGUACUCUUUCUGAAGGAGAGCAUUCUGUAGAGUACCAAGCAGAGGAUAAUGCACGCAACAGGGGAUCCUGUUCAUUCGACUUGGACAUCAAAGUGACUAGAUGCCCUCCGCUGUUUGUCCCACCAAAUGGUGAACUAACGAUGGAAUCUGGUAGUGGUAGCUGUACGGGAGGGGCCAUCUAUGGAUCUGAGUGCCUAGUUUCUUGUGAGCUAGGUUAUAAACUUUCAGUCGAAACUGAAGAUGAAUCAGUUUCACUCUUUUGUAAUCGACCAAGUUCAACUACUACUGUUGGAGUAUGGACUGAUACACUCCCAUCCUGCAACCGAAUUGAAUGUAAAAUUCCAUCAGUUUCCAGUGGUUCUGUUUCUGGUUGUCCGAUAUCUGCUCUCUAUGGAGAUCCAUGUUAUUUCAGAUGCAAUGAUGGAUUCAAGACCAGUGAAGGAUUGAAGUCUAGUACCAGAGUUUGUCAGGAUAAUAAGGCAUUUGAUGGACAAGAUUUUCAAUGUGAUGUCCCGGUAAGAUGUCCUACGUUGAGUGCCCCUAACAAUGGUUCUGUGACACCAGAGAUGUGUACUCACCCCGAUGGAGUGCUCUUCAACACCCUUUGCUCCUUCUCAUGCGAUAAUGGGUACCUACAGAAUGGGGUCUACCAAAAGACAUGCCUAGAUACUGCGAAGUGGAACGACAUGCGAGAAGUAACAUGUACAGAUAAUGAAGCACCUGUUUUCUCACCUCCUUGUCCAAUAAAUCUCCCUGGGCCCUUCAAUGCUGAUGAAGGAUACACCUAUGCCACUAUACAUAACAUCAGCGACCUGGAACCUGAAGCAUCUGACAACUCUGGCGAUUUCAGUCUAACACUGAAAUCAAUGAUACCAAUAGAAAACAAGUUUCCUGAGACCCCAACAAGAUUGACCUACAAUGCUAUCGACUCUGAAGGAAAUCUGGCAGUUUGUGACGUUAUUGUUCAUGUCACAGUUUUCCGAUGUCCUCGACUUCAAGCUCCUUUUCAUGGAUCUGUUGUCAACUGCUCUGUUAGUCCUGUAUAUGGGUCUCAUUGUUCCUUCUCAUGUGAUGAAGGAUACGACCUCGUAGGAUCAGAAACGAGAACAUGUGAAUUGAGCGGUGAUUAUGGACCAGCGAGCUGGACCGGUACCGAACCAGUAUGUCAAGCGAAGAAAUGCGAAGCGCUGGCAACACCUGAAAACGCUGUGAAAUCUGGCUGCAUUAACAACCCACCAAACACCGAAGACUACGGCACUCAGUGUAUUUUCUACUGUCUGUACGGUUUUGAAGGGGUUGGUGAUAGCAGCUCAAUCUGUCAGGCAGAUGAAACAUGGACCCGUGAGAGUUUCAAUUGCAUACCUGCAUCAUGUAAAGUCCUAGAAGCUCCAGACGAGGGAUCAGUCACUCCAGAGGAAUGUUCAAUGGCUCCUGUCUUUGGACAGUCAUGUGUUGUAUCAUGUAAUCCAGGUUACCAGCUUGAUCCUCCUAACUUCUCUGUGCUGUCAUGUCAGGGAAAUGGAAAGUGGGCUCCAGGAAACCUCAUGGGGACAACUUGCAAAGACAUACAAAGCCCAUCCUUUUCUCCAUGUCCUCAAAAUCUGCCGCCUUUUAUUGCUCGUCGUGAGGAAACUCUGGUAAACGUCACCUGGAAUAUAACAGCUACGGACAACAGUGGUAAAAAACCUACCAUUGUAUGUGACAAUGAACCAGGCCUAAUGGAAGAAGGUGAUUUUGAAGUCAGGUGCACCGCCACAGAUGAUGACAAUAAUGUCAAAACAUGUACAUUUGACGUUGCAGUACAGGUUCACAAAUGCCGUCCGUAUGUGCUGCCGUCUUUUGCUGAGUUUGCUGGUGAAUGUGAUACAAUAUGGGGCGCUGAGUGCAACAUAACCUGCAAUCCUGGCUAUCACCUGACUGGUUCUAGCACAGUCACAUGUGAGGUUGAUGGAUCUAAAACAAGGUGGACUGCACAAACGACACCGAGAUGUGAAGCCAUCCAGUGCAAUCAUCUAGAAUUACCUGAGCAUGUCAACAUUAAUCCGUCUCUAUGUGCUGGACCAGUUAAUGUGAGUGUGGGUACCAUGUGCACACCUUACUGCCCUACUGGUAGACAUCUACAAGGUGAUGGAUCGCCGAUUGUUUGUGAAAGUGAUGGUCAAUGGAACAGAUUCAUUAAUGCCUCUUCUGAAGAUUUGGCAUGUUUGGACAUUACAGCACCAAUCUUGACAUUGUGUCCGUCUCCCAUCCCUGUCACUCGAACUGAAGCUUGGGGUGUCCAAGUGUCGUUUACUCCGCCUACUGCUACUGACUCUUUAGAUGGUAGCAGCCUCAUUGUCACAACGUCACCAUCUGAUCUGACAUCUCCAUACAACGUGACUCAAGACACUACAUUUAUCUAUACAUUCUCUGAUAAUGCAGGCAAUCAGGUCAACUGCUCGUUUCCCAUUUAUGUUCAAGAUGAGCUUUCCCCAGUUCUGGUGUCCUGUCCUAACGACACCGAAGAGUUAACCAGCCAACAAGAAACAGAGGUCACAUGGGAUCCACCUGAAUUCUUUGAACCGACAGGGGAUCAACUCGACAUUUCAUGUAACUAUGACAACGGUACAGCCACUUUAGCCAUUAACCAGAAUCAUUUGAUAGAAUGCAGGGCUACAAACCAAGACAAUGGCAAAACGACUACUUGCAGCUUCAUUAUAAGUGUCAAAAGUAAAUCCUGCCGAGGCUUGGAUCCCCCAGAAAAUGGAGCUUUGGCCUGUGAUGGAUGGAGUGAUGGAAAAUUUUGCGAUUUGUUUUGUAAUGACAAAUUUGACGUUCCAAUCCAAGGAUUUGACAACCAGUAUGUGUGUGGAUUAUCAGGAAUAUGGAUCCCUAAUGAUAUAAUACCUGACUGUACUGAAUCAAGGAGGGGUAGAAGAAUCAAUCUUCCAAGUGAAUUAUUCUACUUCAGUGGUUCCUGUGGCACAAGUGAGACACAGUUAGCCAUCGCUGCAGCAUUCCUAGAAUCAUUCCAAUCUUCAAGCUUUGGUGGCAGCUGCACCGAAGAUGAUGAAUGCACAGUGAAUAAUGUUCGAGUGACAUGUGGUCCUUCUAGCCGUCGGAGGCGCAAACGUAGAAGUAGACGAAGGCAGAUGGACACACCUGUAGACCUUGGCACAUGGGAGGAGCAUAUGCAUUUCCAACAUCUUUUUUCCAAAAUUCGCAAGAGAUCAGCUCUUAAUUUUGAAAUCGUCAUUGGAUUUUACAUUGAAACUAAUCUCAUGGUGGACGUAGGUCAGACGGAUUAUGAUGCAGCACUAGAUGCAGAGGAAAAAAUGAUUGGUCUCGUUGAGACUCUCAUUGAGGGUGGCCAGUUGGACCUGAGCUCUAGUGUGGAUAAUUUCACUGCUGUACUGGAUGAGAGCUCUUUCAACUAUGAAUAUGUGGAAUUGGUGUGCGCCCCUCCCUAUACAGUUAACAACGACAUCUAUCGCUGUGUACCAUGUGGAAGGGGUUCCUACUAUGGCAAUGAAACUCAGGAAUGUAUGCUGUGUGAAGUAGGGACCUAUCAAGACACACAUGGAGAGUUCACAUGUCAUCAGUGCCCGGAAGGACAAUCUACUAUUGGAGUCGGAUCAAAGAAUGUGACCCAGUGCAUAGAUAUCUGCCAGCCUGGUUAUAGUUCGUUCACCGGUCUAGCACCAUGCAACCAUUGCCCGAUAGGAAGCUAUCAAGAGGAAUUCUUUGCUACAGAAUGUACCAGCUGCCCUGUUGGCACGACUACUCUAAAUAAAGGCUCUACUUCAUCUCUUAAAUGUAAUGAGUUUUGUGCAGCUGGAGAGUACUCUCCUUCAGGCUUCGUGCCUUGCAUGCCAUGUCCGCUUGGUACUUAUCAGAGUGGAACUCAGCGAAGUACAUGUCAUCAAUGUCCUGGUGAAACUACAACAAUGAAGACAGGUUCUACUGAUGCAUCCAUGUGUGUUGAUAUUGAUGAAUGUGAGAGCCAGCCGUGCCAACACGAUGCAAGCUGCCUUGAUGGAAUUAAUUCCUUCACAUGUAUCUGUGGAUUGGGAUAUACAGGGUCUACGUGUGGUGAUCAGAUUCUACCAUGUGACUCUGAUCCCUGCCUCAAUGGAGCGUCUUGUGUGGAUGAAGUCAAUCAGUUUACAUGCAUGUGUGCUCCAGGAUAUACAGGCUCGGUUUGCGAGACCGAAAUCGACUAUUGUGAUCCAAGACCAUGCAAAAACAACGCAACCUGCAAGAGUAGCCAAGGCCAUUUUGAGUGCUUUUGCCUUUUUGGAUUUGAUGGUGAAACCUGCUCAAAUGAAAUAGAUUACUGUGUUGAUACUCCUUGUCAAAACAGUGCAUCCUGUGUAAUAUCUGAGCUCUCCGCAGCUGGUUACAAAUGUAUUUGUGCAGAGGGAUAUACAGGAGAGAAUUGUUCUAGUAACAUUGAUGAAUGUAAGAGCAGUCCUUGCUUAAACGAUGGUAAUUGCACUGAUGGCAUCAACAGUUUCACCUGCUCAUGUACAACGGGAUACAACGGCUUCAUAUGCGACGAUGACAUUGACUUGUGUGCUGAUUGGAACUGCCAAAAUGGUGGCACUUGCAAAGAUCUUGGAAAACGAGCAGUCUGUGCGUGUCCUAAGGCUUAUGCUGGACAGUUCUGUGAUGAAGUCAGGACAGCAUGCAGUGACUCGCCCUGCAUAAAUGGAGGCACAUGUACAGCUGUUGAUGAUACCACCUUGGCCUUCGACUGCACCUGUACCGAGGGAUACAUUGGACAGACCUGUGAGACAGAGGUCAACUUCUGUCAGCCAGAUCCUUGUAGGAAUGGAGCUACUUGUGAGGAUCAACCUACAACUUACAUCUGCCACUGUCCUGAUGGAUUCACAGGGAAAACCUGUGCUCAGGAUAUAAGCUGGUGUGAUGACAAUCCAUGUGGACUAAACGCAACCUGCAUAGAAGAACCCCUUUCCUUCAGAUGUCUGUGCGAUGUAAGUUACUCUGGAGAGAGAUGUGAGGAGGUGUUGACUGUCUGUGAUGCCCAAGACCCUUGUCUCAAUGGAGCUACAUGUAGCGGAGACUCUCUUACAUUUCAAUGCCAGUGCCCACCAGCAUAUCAAGGGUUGUUAUGCGAGCAUGAGAUCAACCCCUGUGCUACUUCACCCUGUCUAAAUGGAGGUACCUGUGUGAAGGAUCUACAGUCCUAUCGGUGUGACUGUGCUGCAGGGUUUGAAGGAAUACACUGUGAAGGCAAUCAGGACGAAUGUGCAAGCGAGCCAUGUGAGCAUGGAACAUGCAUUGAUGGAAUCAACUCUUUCUCCUGUGACUGUGAAGCAGGAUACACAGGCCAUACAUGCAGUGAAGACAAGUUUUGUGAUGCCAACCCAUGUCAGAACGGGGGAUCUUGUGAAAACCUAAACACAAGAUAUCGUUGCUCGUGUGCUCCAGGAUUUCGGGGAACAACUUGUAGCAGGCAAAUAGACUACUGUCGCAGAAACCCAUGCACAAGUGGAAAUACUGUAGGCUGUGAGAAUCUAAUCGGUGGUUACACAUGUGUGUGCAAGGAUGGUUUCACUGGAUUAAAAUGUGAGUCUGAGAUCAACGAAUGUGAGAUGUCACCAUCCCCCUGUCAGAAUGAUGGAAGGUGUAUCAACCAAUGGGGGACAUUCACCUGCCAGUGUCAACUAGGCUUCACUGGUAACCUGUGUGAUAUAAACAUUGAUGACUGUGUGAGCCACGGCUGUGAAAGUGGGGCGUCCUGUGUCGAUGGCAUCAAUAGCUACAGCUGUCUUUGUACUGAAGGAACAUACGGGUUAUGGUGCCAGCUGAAGUCAACACCAUGUGAUAACAACCCCUGCUACAAUGGUGGUGUGUGCACUGUUAAUCAAGAUGGUUUCCUCUGUGAAUGUCUGUCUGGUUUUACAGGACCUUCCUGUGAAGUUGACAUUGAUGACUGUGUCAAUCACCGCUGUGCUAGUGGCUCGACCUGUGAAGACCAGUGGGAUAGCUACAGCUGUAUAUGUCCACAAGGUAUAACUGGAGACCUUUGUGAUCAGGAAAUAGAUGACUGCCUUUGUGAUCCUUGUCAGCAUGGAGCAACGUGUAUUGAUGGAAGAUCAAGUGUUACAUGUACCUGCACAAGUGGAUUUAAGGGAAAGUUUUGUGAGGUCGACAUUAUGGAAUGCUCCUCAGACCCUUGUGCAAAUUCCGGUACAUGCAUAGAGGGAACUGAUCGGUAUGAUUGCCAGUGUGCAGAAGGUUAUUGGGGCACAACAUGUAAAGAAUUUAUCAGCUCCUGUGUGUCCAACCCAUGCAAGUAUAAUGGCACCUGCACAGACGGCUUCAUGCAGUACAUGUGUACAUGUGCUGCAGGUUAUACAGGAGACACAUGUGAGACAGUUAUUCCAGACAAUUAUGAUCUUAGACUCAAUGAUCAGAUGGCAUCCAUUAGUUUUUCUGCUUCUGUGGUCGAUGGGUCUCCAAAUCUGACAUUAUCAUUGUGGGUGAAAGUGCAGAUGGCAUAUCCGAAUAAACAACUUUUGGACAUGCGGAUUGGUAACUUCAAGUUCAGUGUCCAAAAUCCUUGCAGUCUUGCAUUUAUACAAACCGGUGAAAAUUCGUCAUCCAGUACGUUGUCUGUAUGCGAUGAUGGCUGGCAUCACAUGCUGCUGGUAUUCCGUGAUUCUGGAAGGUGGUCUGCUGCGGUUGAUGGCUCCCAUGUUAUGAGUCAAGAUGAUGACGCCCGCCAGUAUAAUUUGUCAGGAACAAUGCAUCUCUAUUUUGGAACUGAUGAGCUGGAACAGGGAGAUUCUAUUUACAUGACUGGCAUCAACGUUUGGAGUGGAUAUGUUUCAGAGGACGUGUUGUCUAAAGUCACAUCAGAGUGCUUGCCACAACUAUAUGGGAACAUUAUUUCAUGGACAGACUUUGACUCCCACCAAGCUUUUCCUACAACCUCCUCGACUCCCUCAAUGUGUGAUGAUACUGACGAAUGUGAAAGCCUGACCCCCUGCCAAAAUGGAGGUACUUGCGUGGACAAACUUCGCUCCUAUACCUGCCUGUGUCUUGAAGAUUAUGAAGGAAUAAACUGUGAAAAGUUUAUCGACCUGUGCAACAAUGAGAGCUGUGAGAAUGGAGGAUCCUGUGCAACCGUGAAUAGAACAACUCACUGUUCAUGUCCUGAUAGAUUCUUUGGAGAGUUUUGUGAGCUGGAAAUCAUCAAUGGUGGUUGGAGUAAUUGGUUGCCGUGGAGUCCAUGCAGUGUACCCUGUGAAGGUGGAACUCGAAAUACUUCAAGGGAAUGUACCAACCCACCACCUAAUGAUUAUGGACAACCUUGUCAUGGAGAAAAUACAAAACAAGAACCAUGUAAUAUUCAGGAUUGUCCAGGUUGCAUUCGUCUGCAGGCUCCCGAGAAUGCAACACUUAAUUGUUGGAGUGAAGGUGAAACUAAAAAGUGCACAGUCAGUUGUAAUUCACCUGAUAUGAGCUUUCUUCGCCCAGUGGAAUCAGAGUAUUCUUGUAGCCCUGAAUCAGAUUACAAAUGGAAUCAUGAAAAUGAGUACAACCGCAGAGCAAGUUUGCCUGCUUGCAAGGAGACAAUGUCUCCGGAUGCUGUGGAGGCAAAGGGCACAUUCGCUUAUCCAGGUGCUAACUGUGAUUCAGAUGAAGAUCAAGAAAAUCUAAUGGAGUCCUUCAAAUCUACUUAUUCGGCCAACAGUAAUGGCAUUGGCUGCAAGAAAUGUGCUCUCUCAAAUGUACAGGUCAAUAAUUGUGGUUCAUCAAGGAAAAAACGAGCAUCGGAAGACCUACCAAUCACCAUCUCAUUCACUGUCAAUAUCAAUGACACAGACAGCAAUACUACGGUGGCAGAAUCGUUUGAUGCAUUAAACACCGGUUUUGAGAACCUUUUGGAAAACGGAUCCUUUUCAUUGAUGGUAAAUGGUGAGCUCAUUAGAGUUGACCUGAAUCAAAGUACUGGAGAUGUCAGUAUUACUUGCCCGCAAGGAUCCGGUUGGUCUGAUAAUGCAAAUUGUGUUACCUGCUCUGUUGGAAAUUUCGCCUACAUUGUGCCCAAUACCACUGCUGUCCUGUGUAUACCCUGCCUGCUACAUACAUACCAAGAUCAAGAAGGACAAGCAGAAUGCACUCCAUGUCCUGCAGGCUUAAUAACAAAUGAUCCUGGAGCUGAUGAUAUCAGUUACUGCAUAGAACCAUGUCCACUUGGUCAUUACCAAGAUGUUUGGUCAGAUCCUAGUAACACUACAUGUAUUCAGUGCCCUCUCGAUACUUACCAAAACGAAACUGGACAAGAAAGCUGUUUCCCUUGUCCCACUGGAUACAUAACUCUGGAACCAGGUGCAACAAAUGCUUCUGACUGUGUUGCGGUGUGUAAUGCAGGGCAUUACGUGGAUCUGUCAAACAAGACCAAUCCACAAUGCCCACCGUGUCUACUCAACACAUUCUUAGAUCUUGAUGUGCACCAAGAACAAGAAUGUAUUCCAUGUGCUCCAGGAAUGAUUACCAUCCAGAAUGGAUCUUCACAAAGUACUGACUGUCUUGUGUCAUGCAUGCCAGGGAGCUAUCUGGAAAGUUCAUCAUGUACUCCAUGUCCUCUAAACACCUAUCAAGACCAGACCAAUCAUCGUGAGGAAUCCUGCAUCCUAUGUCCUAGCAACCUGAUUACUCUUAAUGAAAGUUCAGACAGUCUUGCAAACUGUACAGAUCCACAGGAACCAGGAAGUCCAUUUAUUACAGGCCAGAACAACUUAGUCACAAUUGUUGUGAUUGUUGUUGUUGUCAUCUUAGUCCUCUUGGUCAUUUCUCUUGCAGCGGCUUCUUGCUACAAAAAGAAAAAUAAUAGAUACACCAAAAGGUCUUCGUCUAUUACCCCUACACCACAUCUUCCCAUGUAUGAAAUUGAAGAUUCCAGGGAGAGUUCCAACCCCCAUGUAGGCAUUGGUCAGGACAAUGUAUAUACUGAACAACAUGGCUUCAUGUCUAGCUCUUGUGAUCAAGUUGAUAACGAAUCAGCGCCCUACUGUCAGACCCCAGUUGAGAAUUUCAGAACAAACUUUGAGGUUGACGAAUAAACAAUUAAUGUCAUCAUGAUAGUCAGAAUUUUCAACAAUUAUGUGAAACAAUAUAUCUAUUGAUCACAAAACUUAGGUAACUAAGCAAACUGUGGCACCAAAAUAUGCGUCCAGAGAGCAAAAGACAUACUAGUUAGUGAUGUUUGUUAAUUCUGUUUUUUUUAAAUAUCUGAUUGUAUACAGUAUAGCCACAUCCAGAUGGUUUCUGCAGUUACCAGCUGCAUAUUCUUAUAAUGGGGUCCUACGUCUGUGUGAAAAAACUACGAUUUCCAACAGUUAUGCAUUUUGUGCUCUGGAUGCAUCUUUUCAUGCCACUACAUUUGGCUAACCUACCAUAGAUAACUCGAACAUAAAGUUACCAUAAAAAUUCAACACACAUACAUAUGUAUGCAUCUACUGCUGUAUGUAUUUGUAUAGUGGGAUGCUAUUACAAUUGUAUUGGCGUGUGUGCUUGUGUGAGUGUGUGUGUGAGAGAGAGAGAGAGAGUCAUUGUGUUUAUUAAGGAAUAUUUUGUAACAAAUCUACAACAUUUAUAUAGCUUACAGAUAUGAGAUGGCCACAAUGAUUUUGACUUCACAAACAAGAAUAUAUGAGAUAUUUUUGUGAGGCCUAGAGUCACGACAGUCUUAUUAGGGAACAAAGAGAAUUUCAAUACAAAUUACUUUGUGGGGCGAUGUACACAAAGGAGUAUUUAUUUAAGAUUGGUUUUGUUGGUGAUGACGAGUGUUCUCUCUGUGAACAAAGUGCAGAAAUAUAUUCGCAUUUGUUUUGGAACUGUGACAUCCAAAUAUAAGUAGAUUCCUGUUGAUGUGCAGGGCUGCAUACAACUCAUAUUUUGUACAAUCGAGCAUACAAUACCAACAUAGGAGUUGCUAUGUCAGACGAGCUGUAUCAUGACCAGGAAAAGAAAGUUAAUGUGAAGGGAUUGUAUGAAAGAAUGCAAUUCUUUUGUGAGCAUGGAUGUGCUGAGCUGGGAGAAAUUACAUACAACUGUCUCUUGUGAGCCCACUAAUGAUUGACAGAUGAUGUCACAAGAUUAAUCAGAUCUAGAGCAUUUUUUUAGGGUGGAGCUUAGCAGGUCUGAGAAAAUUAUUUUUAGAAAUAUCAAAAAAUGAAUGAAAUAUAUUUAGAUGUUUGAAUAACAAAAUAUCAGUUGUAUGAAGCCCUGCACAUCAACAGGAAUCAACUUAUAUUUGGAUGUCACCCGACCUUUAUGUACAGUUUUGAUGUCAUGAUACUAUCAAGAUGUAAGAAUUAGUGGAACUUAGAAAUGCAGAUUGGUAGGAUAUCCAUGUCGGAAUUUUAGGAAACUCCCAAAUAGUUAGAUGCUUUAAGACCAGUUAUUUUCUUGAUUAAAAAAAUGAUUUAUCGGGCUAGAGCAAACUUAAUAAUACCUCUGCCAGUUGAAGUACAUAAUAUAUAGGGAUGAAAAAAAGGAGAUAGCAACACAAGGUCUUAAACUAAGUUUACAUUUGCAGAAGUGGGCAGAAGUGGUAGAAAUAUUAAAACUGACUGGAGUUUUUUUCUUCCAGUGAGCAGGAUGUGCGUGUGUUUAUAUUUAAUGUUUUCUUUAAUUUCAUGUUAUAUUGUUCCAUUCCUUGAUUAUUUGUUUAUUAUUAGUAUCCCUAUGUUUCCAUUCAUCGUUAUAGAAUGGAUUGUUUGUUUUGUUUUUUCUCUAUGGAAUUGUUUAAUGAGAUAUAAACAAACUGUAUUAAGAACAAAACAGAAAUAUACAUAGGGUGUUUUUUUUCUGGGGGU
This is a messenger RNA of Strongylocentrotus purpuratus (purple sea urchin), 11431 nucleotides long. RefSeq lists its product as uncharacterized. Bases 275 to 9673 code for a protein of 3132 amino acids. NCBI's taxonomy places the organism in Eukaryota, Metazoa, Echinodermata, Echinoidea, Camarodonta, Strongylocentrotidae. The record is from RefSeq and is a predicted model, not a curated record. Gene Ontology annotation, molecular function: calcium ion binding. Gene Ontology annotation, cellular component: plasma membrane; protein-containing complex. Gene Ontology annotation, biological process: establishment or maintenance of epithelial cell apical/basal polarity; heterophilic cell-cell adhesion. The transcript has 48 exons.